AUGUCUUAUAUUUCUAAUUUGAAUCUGCUUUAUGCAGAUACGCCUACUGAAAUAAAUGAUGAUGCAUUUCAAGAGGAAUUAGCUCUUUGGGCUAAUGCUCAAUUCAGUUUUGAUACUGCGCCUGGUUCGGCCAUCGUUGAUGAUGAAAAGGCAAAAGAAGAGACGCAACUUUUAGAGACAUUUAAAGAGAUUGCUCAACUCGUUCAGCCUUCAACUUCAAUUGAUAGUAAAAAUAACAACACCAACAACAGUAGCAAUGGUAACUUGUAUUACAACAUUGCGCCUGCUCCAUCUCAAAACAAUAUGCCAGCCAUUCUUCCUCGACUUGCACCAGCUAUGCAUCCAUUGGGCAUCAAACCCAUAGAUAAUGCGAUGACUAAAAAGUUGAUCAAGACUGAGAAAGAGUCUAAAGAGCCAAUUAGUGCAGAAGAAGAUAAAAGACGAAGAAAUACAGCAGCUUCUGCUCGAUUCCGUAUGAAGAAGAAGCUUAGAGAACAAGCGCUUGAGAAGAAAGCAAAAGAAUUGACAGAAUACGUUGAACAACUCGAGAACAAAGUCAAGGAUCUUGAAAAGGAAGCCAAAUGGUUACGUGCUCUAGUUGUUGAAAAGGAUCCCAAUCUUCUGCAAGAAUAA
Messenger RNA from Rhizopus microsporus ATCC 52813, 633 nucleotides. RefSeq lists its product as uncharacterized. The coding region runs from base 1 to 633 and encodes 210 amino acids. NCBI's taxonomy places the organism in Eukaryota, Fungi, Mucoromycota, Mucoromycetes, Mucorales, Rhizopodaceae. Gene Ontology annotation, cellular component: nucleus. The record is from RefSeq and is a predicted model, not a curated record. Gene Ontology annotation, molecular function: DNA-binding transcription activator activity, RNA polymerase II-specific; RNA polymerase II transcription regulatory region sequence-specific DNA binding. Gene Ontology annotation, biological process: regulation of transcription by RNA polymerase II. The transcript has 2 exons.